AACGUAUACACAAUCUCUCUCUCUCUCUCUCUCUCUCUCUCUCUCUCUCUCUCCCUCCCCAACACAUACACAAUCUCUCUCUCUCUCCACAUAAACAACCACCAGGAAACCAAAAAUAACGCUUACUCAGUUACCUACUCUUGUGUAAAUUACCCUCAGCUCAUUUUUCUCCCACACAACACAAACACACAAUAUUUCUCAAAUAAAUUAUGGUGGUGAACAUGAUCAAGUGGCGGCCAUGGCCGCCGCUUCUGUCCAAGAAACUGGAGGUGAAACUGGUGGUCAAGAGGUUAGACGGGUGGCGCUCCGCCGGCGAUGAUCCGGCGAACCCAGAUGAGAAUAAAGAGAAUGAGAAGAUGGUUGUUGAGAUCAGAUGGAAAGGACUUAAAAUUGGGCUGACUUCUUUUCGCCGGACGGUCAAGAAAAACGUCACUAAAGAGGGUUCCCUUCAAAACGGUGUCGUACAGUGGGAUGAGGAGUUUUUCAGUGUGUGCACUUUGUCUGGUUAUAAGGAUAAUAUGUUUCAUCCUUGGGACAUCUCUUUUACUCUUCUUAAUGGUCUUAACCUACCAAAGAACAAGGUUCGUACUGUUGGAACAGCAUCUUUAAAUCUUGCUGAAUUUGCAUCUAAAGCUGAAGGGAAAGAAUUAGAAAUAAGUAUCCCUUUGACAGUCUCAGGAAAUGCAACUGAACCUCGUCCUUCACUCUUUAUUUCACUUGGCAUAUUUGAACUAAGAGCUGCUCAACAAGAACCAGCUGAGUAUGUGCGGGAGCCUAUAGUACGAAGUCCUUCUCCACAGCGGUCUCGGGAGACUUUAUCAGAAAAAGAUGAGGUUUCUGCACUUAAAGCUGGUCUCAGAAAGGUAAGGAUCUUUACUGAGUUUGUAUCAACGAGAAAAACUAAGAAAGCCUGCCAUGAGGAAGAUGGAAGUGAAGGCAAAAGCUCUGCCAGGAGUGAGGAGGGUGAUUAUACAUACCCCUUUGAUUCAGACUCACUUGAAGAAUUUGAGGAAGGAGAAUCAGAUGAGAUGGAGGAUUCUAUUGUUAGGAAUUCGUUUAAUUAUGGCACAUUGGCUUAUGUAAAUUAUGCAGGACAAACUAUUAACUCAAGCAUCAGGAGCAAUUACGAGGAUGAGGGAUGGGUUUAUUACAGCAACCGCAAAUCAGAUUUGGCUUACUCAUACAUUAGGGAUUUUGUUGCAUCUGCCUCUGGGACUGUUGUGCACAACAAUUCCAAGCGCAGCAUACUUCCUUGGAGGAAGAGAAAGCUUGGUUUUAGAUCUCCUAAAGACAAAGGCGAACCACUGCUGAAGAAGGAUUAUGGUGAAGAAGGGGGAGAUGACAUUGAUUUUGAUCGAAGGCAAAUCAGUUCUGAUGAAUCUUUCUCUCUUUGGAGCAAGACCGAUGAGGACUCAAGUGCUCAUGGAUCGUCAGUAUCAGAGUUUGGUGAAGACAAUUUUGUUAUUGGUAGUUGGGAACAAAAGGAAAUAACCAGCCGUGAUGGAUACAUGAAGCUUCAAACUCAGGUAUUUUUUGCUUCCAUUGAUCAGAGAAGUGAGCGAGCAGCAGGGGAGAGUGCAUGUACAUCUCUCGUUGCUGUAAUAGCUAAUUGGUUCCAGAAUAACCAGAAUCUGAUGCCCAUCAAGUCGCAGUUUGAUACUUUGAUCAGAGAAGGUUCGCUAGAGUGGAGGAACCUUUGUGAGAGUGAGUCAUACAGGGAAAAAUUUCCUGAUAAACACUUUGACCUGGAAACUGUCCUCCAAGCCAAUAAGAUUUCUCUCACUGUAGCUCCUGAAAAGUCCUUCAUUGGCUUUUUUCAUCCUGAUGAAAUGGAAGAAGGCAAAUUUGAUUUCCUACAUGGUGCCAUGUCCUUUGACAGCAUGUGGGAUGAGAUUAGCCGUGCAGGUUCAGAGUGUUCAGGUGAUGGUGAAUCGCAAAUCUAUAUUGUUAGUUGGAAUGACCAUUUCUUCGUCCUCAAGGUUGAACCGGAAGCUUACUACAUCAUCGACACAUUAGGGGAAAGACUCUAUGAAGGAUGCGAGCACGCUUACAUUUUAAAAUUUGACAGGAACACGGCUAUCCUCAGGCUGCCUGCUGAUGCUACACAAACAUCAGAAGAAAAGCCUACUGGUGAUAAGCAGAUAGUUGUUGCAGAAGUAGAUAACAAUAAGCAAGCUCAACAGGUGAAUCUCAAAGAGAAUUCUGUAGAUGGGGCAGUAGCUGAGCCUGAGGUAUCAGUGAAAAGUGAGAAAGAGGCGGUUGUUUGCCAGGGAAAGGAGUCUUGCAAGGAGUACAUUAAAAGCUUCUUGGCUGCAAUUCCCAUUAGGGAACUGCAGACAGAUAUUAAGAAAGGUUUGAUGGCAUCAACUCCCCUUCAUCACCGCUUACAAAUUGAAAUUCACUAUACGCAGUUACAAGUACCCGAACCCCAAAGGUCAGAUACAGAACUAACCACAACCACAACCACAACCACAACCACAACCACAACCACAACCAGUAGUUCACCAGUAUGCGAAGUUAUAACUAGUUCACCCGUACUUGAAGCAGCAUUAGAAGAUGUUGCUGUUUAUUAACUUACUGUAUAGGUGCAAAUGUAAUUAGACUGAAUGUUUGUUAUAUGAGAAUGGGAUCAAAACUAGCCCAUGUUAGGUUUUUUUGAUAUUUUUGGUACUCAGGAGUCAGGUCUUUAAAAUAAUUUCUUAUGUUGACUGUUGAGCUGCAGCUUAAAAAUCUUUAACUA
This is a messenger RNA of Daucus carota subsp. sativus, 2740 nucleotides long. RefSeq lists its product as uncharacterized. The transcript has 4 exons. Bases 210 to 2573 code for a protein of 787 amino acids. NCBI's taxonomy places the organism in Eukaryota, Viridiplantae, Streptophyta, Magnoliopsida, Apiales, Apiaceae. The record is from RefSeq and is a predicted model, not a curated record.